This is a messenger RNA of [Candida] anglica, 474 nucleotides long. NCBI's taxonomy places the organism in Eukaryota, Fungi, Ascomycota, Pichiomycetes, Serinales, Debaryomycetaceae. The record is from the annotation of a GenBank genome assembly.
AUCUACACAAACAUAUACAUAAUGCCAUUUGACGACGCUAAGGGACUUGCCAUUGCCAUAGAAGAGGCUAGAGCCGGUAUGAAGGAAGGAGGUGUUCCAAUCGGGGGAGCCUUGAUCAGCGAGGAUGGAACUGUUCUUGGUAGAGGACACAACAUGCGUUUCCAAAAGGGAUCUGCCAUUCUCCACGGUGAGAUGUCUACCCUUGAAAACGCCGGCCGUCUUGCUGGUUCCGUGUACAAGAACUGUACCAUGUACACCACAUUGUCUCCAUGUUACAUGUGUUCUGGAGCCUGUGUAAUGUAUGGUGUGAAGCGUAUUGUCAUGGGUGAAAACUCCACUUUUGUCGGUGGUGAAGACUUUGUUCGUGCCCAGGGCAUUGAGCUUGUGAACAUGGACAGUCAAGAAUGUAAGGACAUGAUGGCUCAAUUCAUCAAGGAAAGACCAUCUGACUGGUUUGAAGACAUUGGUGAGUAA